Molecule: messenger RNA, 2319 nt
Organism: Homalodisca vitripennis (glassy-winged sharpshooter)
Lineage: Eukaryota; Metazoa; Arthropoda; Insecta; Hemiptera; Cicadellidae
Exons: 5
Coding region: 590-2101 (503 amino acids)
Biological process (GO): DNA damage response; replication fork processing; DNA replication checkpoint signaling
Cellular component (GO): nucleus; replication fork protection complex
Molecular function (GO): DNA binding
Source: RefSeq, a predicted model, not a curated record
CUUUAGUCUAUGUCCUGUCCGUAUGUAGGGGAAUUGAAUUAAAAUGAUAGAAUAUGUUUUGAUCGUUCUGUGACUGUAUUGUUCUUAAUUUAUCAAUUUUUAAUGUGUUUCAGAUUUGUUGUUUUGUUUUAAAACAUUUCCGAGAUAGUUUUAUUUUAAUUGAAUAGACAAUUUUUGGUUUACUUUCUUCGCUUUCAAUUUUUUGUGUAAAAAAAGAGUUGGAUUUGUGUUGAAUUGGCUCUGUGCAAUGCCUGAAAGAAUAAAUGAUCAGAAUCAGAAUCAGAAUUUAAUGGAAGAUAACGUAGAAGGCAAGAUUGAAGUGAAAGUCACACAAGCUGAUCAACUGACCAAACGACUCUUAAUGUCUUGUUUAGAGUUCAUAAAUAAUGCUGACGGUAGCACUAUGUUUGGCGAUACAUUGAAUUCAGUUAAAACACCUGUUGAAAGAUCUCAGGGAAAAUCUGAUGAAUUCGAAGAUUAGUCAAGUUAAAGUUGCUGCUGUGUUAGAAUUAAAAGUAUUGCUUUUGUUAACUAAAUUUGAAAUAAAUAUAAACUUUUAAUAGACUAUUUUGUUAUCUGAAAAGUCACAAUGCUUGAAGAACUAUACUCGGACAAACUUGUUGAUCAACCAGAUGAUAUUGAACGUGUUAUUGAAGGGGAAGAAUAUGAAAAGAAAGAUCUCUCUGAACAUGAGAGUGGCAAUGAGGAAGAAAAAAAUACAGAUGAGAAGGACAAAGAAAAACAAACAAAAAUCAAAAGGAAACUAGGUCCUCGGAUUGUGUUAAACCCUCAGAGACUCGUAGGCUCACGAGGAAUAGGAGCAAUAGAGCCAUUUUUCUCUGACAUCCCGGAGAAGUUACGAGGAAAAGGCAAAGAAAAUGAAGAUCUAAAUCUUGUGAUGGGUCGCUUGCAACAUUGGGCACACCGUUUAAUGCCGAGCUUGCAGUUUGACGACUGUUUGAAGAAAAUUGAAUCUUUGGGCAACAAAAAAGAAGUAGUUAACAUGGUGAAGAGGAUCCGCCUGGGGAUGGAGGACGAGAAUGUGCCUGACGAAGUGAUUCAGAGGGAAGAGAUGGACUCACCACCUCCCGAUGUCGAUCCUUUUGAUGAGCUGAUCUCUUCAUCUGCACCUGCGAGAACUGCUGAAAUGGAGAUAACUGCUGAGCAAAGAGAGCAAAUGUUACGCAACCGGCUGAUCGCAGAGGAGAGAAGAGCCGCCCGCAUCAAGAGAGCACAGGAGAUGAAGGAAAAGUUCCAACAGACAGCUAACAGUCAGUCGGACUAUAUACAGACCACUCCCAUGGAAAUCACAAGAGAAGAAAGUUCAGAUGCUGGAAGAGGAAAUCAUCUGGACAGCGUUGAAAAGGAGAAUCAAAUAGAUGAAACUGGAGCUGUGACUAUAGAUGAAAAUGCUAUCAAUGUAGAUCUGGAAAAUUGUGGCAAUGAGCGUGAAAUAAUUCAAAGUGACAAAAUAGAUGAUAAAAAUGAAGUAGUGAUGGAACUGCCAAGUGAGAAUAGAGCAAAACCUAAAAUAUCAACUGAAGAAAAAAUGGAUGAACUUGAAGUACCAGAAAAAGUAAUCAGUGUUCCUGAAGAAAAAACUUCUAGAUUAGUUGAACCAGGAAUAAAUGAUGAACAACCGGGUGUUUUGGAUGAAAGAAGUGAAAACCAAACAGAUCUCCUAGUUGAAACAGGUGAACAAAGGAGGAUUUCCAAUGUAAACCAGCCUGAUAUUCUGGCUCAGGGAGGUGAUAUCCAGCCUGAUAUUCUUGUAGUGGGAACACAUGAAAAUAGUGAAGCAUCAGAAAGAAAAAAUACUCAAUCUGGUGUUUUAGAUGGAAGUCAACCUGAUGUGGUCUCAAGAAACUUUAAUGAGCCACGCAUGCAAGAAGAAAGGGAGGAGAGUAGUUUAGAAAAUCAACCAAUGGAAGUUGAGAUUGAAAACCAACCUGUUGCAUUGGAGCUGGGUGAUAAUCAGCAACCUGAUAUAGUGCCUAAUGGAGUUGAAAUCCAACCUGAUAUUGUAGUAACGGAUAGAGUAGGGAGUCAGCCUGAUGUUAUAAUGAAGAGAAGUGACAGUCACCCAGACAUAGUAAGUUAGUAGCCUUCAAGGACUUCAUAUAUCAUCUGCCUUUCAUAACCUCUGUGGCCUGCAACAAAGAUGCUGUUCACAACUAUUUUUUUGUAUUUUAAAAAUUUGUAAUUGUUCAAAUAAUUUUAGUAUGUAAUUCACUUUAAGUUUACGCUAUUCAAUGAGAAUUAUGUAUGUUGGACAUUUUAUAUCAUAGAAUAAAAAUAAAUAAAAUAUAUAUCACAGUA